Molecule: messenger RNA, 1237 nt
Organism: Durusdinium trenchii
Lineage: Eukaryota; Dinophyceae; Suessiales; Symbiodiniaceae
Source: the annotation of a GenBank genome assembly
GGUUCUCCCACCCGACCUCGCUUCGCUGCUUCGGGUCACAGCCGACCUCCCGGGUAGUCGGAACCAACGAGACGGCGAGACGUGACCACACCGGGCAGGACAUGGACAGCUGUGAGGGACCCAUGUUCAUUCCGCUUCCUCCGGGCCUUGCAGAGUUGAGUGCCUUGCGUGACACCAUCCAAUUUGACCACUUCGCGCCACCACCUGGGCUACCUCCACCGGAGUUUCCAGGAGUUGGAAUCCAUCCAGUUGGAGAGCUCCUCCGAUCGUGGGCGCGUGCAUCACCAGCGAUGGUGGACACUGAAGGCGCCAAAGACGUGUCACGGCACCCAGAAAGCGUCGGAACCAGGUGUUCCACCGAUGAGCCGCCCACUCCACAGGCACCCAUGCCACCGGGCCAGAAUCCGUUCGAAGAAGAUGAGGUGGAGGAGUUCUUCCAGUCGUGGUGCCCUGACUUUGAAAAAGCCGAGAUCGAAAAGGCGCUUGAGCCUGUGCUCAAAGACAUCUUGUGCCAGGACAAGCUGAAGGGGAAGGGCAAGGAGAAACCUGGAAGUCACAGCGUCCGCUGGUGGACGCGGCCCACAGCUCCUCUUCUGUGUCCGCUGUCGGGCUUUCCCACUUGCCUACUGCCUUAUCCACCGUUCAAGCUUCGCGUGGACCCCACCCGCUCGGCGCCACACCGCUUGGUCGAUGGGAAAUUCCUGGCCAUGACUUGUAUUGUCACUGGGCGCUUUUGGGCCUGUGGCCGUGAGCUCCAGUCAUCGGACAUCAGCGCCUUGGACGACUACAUCCAUCGUUGCAAGCUCGGGCCCUAUCGCCCCGGCCGUGCAGUGACCCUGACGCAGCAAACGACGACGGGCACCGCCCAGCAGCGUGAGACUGCCAAGCGGGAGCUGGAGCGGUUCAGGGCUGCGGCGCGUGCGGAGCUGGGAAAGGUGCGGAGGAUCCAGGAGAACAGACUCACGCAGAUUAAGCAGGCGUUGCCCAUGCACUUGCAAGCUGCCAUUUGCCUGGAAACACCGCCUGGCCCUGCGCGCAGGCGCUAGCAUGCCAGUACCAUUUCGACUCGUGCCAGUUUCUCAAGUGAUGGUGAGAUCGCCAACUGAACGGUGAACAGAAGGGCUUGAAGGGCUCAACUCUGGAGAUCUGGAGAUCGGAGUUGCAGAAGGUCUCAAUCAAUGACAUCCGGACUCUCCCAGUGGUGUUUUUCCUUUGUGAUCUAUGUUGGUCAGUGCGG